This is a messenger RNA of Diaporthe amygdali, 450 nucleotides long. RefSeq lists its product as uncharacterized. Lineage: Eukaryota; Fungi; Ascomycota; Sordariomycetes; Diaporthales; Diaporthaceae. The record is from RefSeq and is a predicted model, not a curated record. The transcript is spliced from 2 exons. The coding region runs from base 1 to 450 and encodes 149 amino acids.
AUGAUGACCAAACUCGCAAUCAUCCUGUCAGCUCUUGUGCUGCUCAAUGGCGUUUGCGGUUCUUUCCUCAACGUCAUGAACAAGUGCAACUUCCCAAUCUACUGUUUGGGUGCCCGUAGCGAUCCUCCACUGGAUACCAAUCUGUACCAAAUGGAACUGGCCGUCAACGGAACAUCUGGACAGUCUUGGCUCGACCUCUCGAUCGUCAACGGCCAACCUUUCACCGACUACGAGCGUGCGGCUUACUUUCCUUCUGUGGGAUCUGCUUGCACCCAGCUCAAGUGCCGCCCUGGUGACCACUCUUGCGAGUGGUGCCCUAAUGUGGGACAAACGACCUGCAAUCCUCCGACUUACAUUGUCUGCAACACUGCAAUUUCUGAUGCUUGGAUGUACCUCUGUUCUUCCAGCGGCCGAAAGGAUAUCGUGGGAAACAUGGAGCGUCCUGGCUAG